UCUUGGAAAAACGGAACAGUAGGAUUGACGACGCAGUUCAGCUAGCAGCUACAAUCCAAUCCGUCAAGAAACGAAAGCAAGCCAAUCAGCCACGUAUCCACUAUUUGGUAGCUGUGAGCCUCCUUCGAUAUUUGGAAUACAAGGAAAUUGUUGCCAUGAACUGGUGUGCCGGGCAGGUGUAGCUGCGUGGCUGAGAGGAGGAGGAUCUCCAGACAGCGCCCCCAGACCUGCGGAGGAGAACUGCAGUCUGUUUUAACCCCCCUCCAGACUCCCAUCUUUCUGCCCCCCACCCAUGGAUGAGAGGGAGUGAGGCUGGUCGGACACAGGAGAGCGCGCCAGGGCAGGCCAGGAGGGCAGCAGCCGAGGAGAGGAGGAGCCAGGACAGGAUGUCGUCCAACAGGAGUCAGAGCUCUCACGGGCUGCGGCAGAUUGGGCUGGACCAGAUCUGGGACGACCUGCGAGCAGGGAUCCAGCAGGUGUACACGCGCCAGAGCAUGGCCAAGUCACGCUACAUGGAGCUCUACACACAUGUGUAUAACUACUGCACCAGCGUGCACCAGGCCAGCCGGGGGCCCACGGCCCCCCCCAAGCCCUCCAAGAAGAGCACCACCCCGGGGGGGGCCCAGUUUGUGGGUCUGGAGCUCUACAAGAGGCUCAAGGACUUCCUGAAGAACUACCUGACCAGCCUGCUCAAGGAGGGAGAGGACCUGAUGGAUGAAGGUGUUCUGAAGUUCUACACCCAGCAGUGGGAGGAUUACCGCUUCUCCAGCAAGGUGCUGAACGGCAUCUGUGCCUACCUAAACCGUCACUGGGUCCGCCGCGAAUGUGACGAGGGCCGCAAGGGCAUCUACGAGAUCUACUCGCUGGCUCUGGUGACCUGGAGGGAGAGUUUAUUCAGACCUCUCAACAAACAGGUAACGAAUGCGGUGCUUAAGCUGAUAGAGAAGGAGAGGAAUGGAGAGACGAUCAACACCAGACUGAUUAGUGGAGUGGUGCAGUCCUACGUGGAGCUGGGACUGAAUGAGGAGGACUCGUUUGCGCGCGGCCCCACCCUGUCUGUGUAUAAGGAGUACUUUGAGUGCCAGUUCCUCACAGACACGGAGCGCUUCUACACCAGAGAGAGCACCGAGUUCCUGCAGCAGAACCCUGUCACCGAGUACAUGAAGAAGGCGGAGGCGCGUCUCCUGGAGGAGCAGAGGCGUGUGCAGGUGUACCUGCAUGAGAGCACCCAGGAUGAGCUGGCCAGGAAGUGUGAGCAGGUCCUCAUUGAGAAGCACCUGGAGGUGUUCCACACCGAGUUCCAGAACCUGCUGGACGCAGACAAGAACGAGGAUCUGGGCCGGAUGUACAACCUGGUGUCCAGGAUCACAGACGGGCUGGGAGAGCUGAAGAAGCUUCUGGAAACUCACAUCCACAACCAGGGCCUGGCUGCCAUCGAGAAGUGUGGGGAGGCCGCGCUUAAUGACCCCAAGGUGUACGUUCAGACCACGCUGGACGUCCAUAAGAAGUAUAACGCCCUCGUCAUGUCUGCCUUCAACAACGACGCCGGCUUUGUGGCCGCGCUCGAUAAGGCAUGUGGUCGCUUCAUCAACAACAACGCCGUCACCAAGAUGGCACAAUCCUCCAGCAAGUCACCCGAGCUGCUGGCCAGAUACUGUGACUCACUGCUCAAGAAGAGCUCUAAGAACCCUGAAGAGGCAGAACUAGAGGAUACACUCAACCAAGUGAUGGUAGUGUUUAAGUACAUCGAGGACAAGGAUGUGUUCCAGAAGUUCUACGCCAAGAUGCUGGCCAAGCGCCUCGUGCAUCAGAACAGUGCCAGCGACGAUGCAGAGGCCAGCAUGAUCUCCAAGCUCAAGCAAGCGUGUGGUUUUGAGUACACCUCCAAGCUGCAGAGGAUGUUCCAGGACAUCGGCGUAAGCAAGGACCUGAACGAGCAGUUCAAGAAGCACCUGACCAACUCUGAACCCCUGGACUUGGACUUCAGUAUCCAGGUGUUGAGUUCUGGAUCGUGGCCGUUCCAGCAGUCCUGCACGUUCGCCCUGCCGUCUGAGCUGGAGCGAAGCUACCAGAGGUUCACUGCCUUCUACGCCAGCAGACACAGCGGACGCAAGCUCACCUGGCUCUACCACCUGUCUAAAGGAGAGCUGGUCACCAACUGCUUCAAGAACAGGUACACCCUGCAGGCCUCUACCUUCCAGAUGGCUCUGCUGCUGCAGUUCAACACUGAGGAUCUAUACACAGUCCAGCAGCUCACAGACAGCACACACAUCAAGACCGACAUUCUGGUUCAGGUUCUACAGAUCCUGUUGAAAUCCAAACUGCUGGUCCUGGAGGAUGACACAGCCAAUGUAGAUGAGGUGGAGUUCAAACCUGACACCCUGAUCAAACUCUUCCUGGGAUACAAAAAUAAGAAGCUGCGUGUGAACAUCAACGUCCCCAUGAAGACAGAGCAGAAACAGGAACAGGAGACCACCCACAAGAACAUCGAGGAGGACCGCAAGCUGCUCAUACAGGCAGCCAUUGUGAGGAUCAUGAAGAUGCGGAAGGUUCUGAAGCACCAGCAGCUCCUGGCUGAAGUCCUCAACCAGCUCUCCUCUCGCUUUAAACCCAGAGUCCCUGUUAUCAAGAAAUGCAUCGACAUCCUGAUAGAGAAGGAGUAUCUGGAGCGCGUGGAUGGAGAGAAGGACACAUACAGCUACUUGGCCUAAACACACCUGGACACAACUCACAUCUUUUACCCUUAACUUUUGUUUUUCCUUUGGAAUUUUUUUAUUUUUUGUGUCUCUGAGUAAUAAAGUGUGAGUCCCCUGAAUGGUGGACACCGUCGUCGUCGUCGGAGAGUGAGAAAGAAAGUGUGGGUGUGUGAGAUGGGAAUACACACCUCGACAGAGAGAUGGUGAACUUGAGGUGAACUCAAUACCUGAUCUCCCCUUCGGGACCAAACAAUGAUCCCAUGGUCUAUUACCUCUCUCACACGCUCUUAGUUUCACAUGUAAAUAUAACUACAGACUUAUAAACCCCUCGCAUAGAGGGGAAUUCAAGAGUACGCCUACAACCAAUCAGAAUGGAGCUGCAUCUAAGGUUACUGCAUGCUAUUGGCUACCUGCGUCAGGAGUCACUGGGCUGCCCGCCUGCUGAAUGAUUGACAGCUAGUACAGCCUAUGGAGAACUCACUGGGAUGGGAGGAGGGGCCUACCUGUAAUAUAUGUAUGUUAGUGAGUGAAGCAACACUUUCGGACGGCGUUCGAAAGACUUGUGGAAACGUUCACGGACGCUUGGCUCUCCAAUGAGCCCCAGGGACUUGUGUAGAUCAGACAUGGAGGAAACAGAAUGGCAACGUUUAAACAGUGGGGAAGAAGAGUGUUGUUGGCCAUUUUAGAAUUGACCACAGGACAGAACUGUUGUCUUAAUAAGAUGAAGAAAAAAAACGAGUACCUUGUACUUUGUCAAUGAAUGACGUACGGCUUCAAAUUAUGUCUUGGGGAAAUAAAAUAAGAGAACUUUUCAAGUACCACAUGAGUACUAUCUAUACCUAAUGAGAACCAAGUGGUGUUUGCUUGUUAUGACGUGCUCACGUUAGGCUGACUGGGAGGGGCUGCAUCAUCCAGAGGUUUCAUGCAACUCUUCUACACAAGUGCCUGGGGGCGUGGCUAGAAACGCUGGGGGCGUGGCUAGAUACGCUGGGGGUGUGGCUAGACACGCUGGGGGCGUGGCUACAUGGUUUAAACCAUUUGUAUAGUGUGGUUCAUUUUCUAAAUGUGUGAUGAAUUAAAAGUUAAAGGUUUCUUUA
Messenger RNA from Hypomesus transpacificus, 3793 nucleotides. It is a transcript of the gene cul1b, whose product is annotated as cullin 1b. The transcript has 22 exons. The coding region runs from base 297 to 2711 and encodes 804 amino acids. Lineage: Eukaryota; Metazoa; Chordata; Actinopteri; Osmeriformes; Osmeridae. Gene Ontology annotation, molecular function: ubiquitin protein ligase binding. Gene Ontology annotation, cellular component: SCF ubiquitin ligase complex. The record is from RefSeq and is a predicted model, not a curated record. Gene Ontology annotation, biological process: SCF-dependent proteasomal ubiquitin-dependent protein catabolic process; protein ubiquitination.